AACGCUAUUUCUUUCUUUUUUUCUUUUUUCCUUACUUCCGGAGCCGAGAUUACCACAUUCGCUCCUAUCUGUGCGGCCAACAGCCUGUUUCUUCAUAAAGCCAUUCGGUCGCGUUACAUUGUUUGUCUCUUGUGACGCCUCUUUCUUGUCUCGACGCGGUGGAAUAGAGACACGGCAAGAUCAUCAUGACGACCGACUAUGAAGGUUCCGCCCCCGCGGGCCGAGUUCUGUCCUCGGGCUCGACCGCCAGCCAACAGGCGGGAAUGUUUCCGCACGGUCACUUGGGCCACCUGAGCGCUCACCAGGAGGAGGCUCUGGAGCGAUUCAAGGUGGUGCUGCAGGAAAAGGGCCUGUGGCGUCCUGGCCCUCCGGCGUCUCACGAUGACCAGACGCUGCUGCGGUAUCUGCGAGCGAGACGGUGGGUUGUGGACGAUGCGCUCGGCCAGUUCAAAGACACAGAGGAAUGGAGGGCGGCGAACAACAUCGAUACGCUGUACCGGACGAUUGAGCUGGAGGCGUACGAGCAGAGCCGGCGCUUGUAUCCCCAAUGGACCGGCCGCCGUGACCGCCGCGGCAUCCCCCUAUACGUCUUCGAGAUCCGUACCCUCGACUCCAAAACCAUUGCCAACUACGAGAAGCAGGGCGCCAACAGCACCUUUUCACAGGCCAAGACGGAUGGCAAGACCCCUCCUGGCCUGCUGCGACUCUUCGCCCUCUACGAGAACUUGACGCGCUUCAACCAGCCCUUUUGCACACAGCUGACGGAUCGCGACCACGCCGACGUGCCCGUCACCAUGAGCACCAACAUUGUCGACAUCUCCGGUGUCGGCCUCAAGCAGUUCUGGAACCUCAAGGGCCACAUGCAGGCAGCUUCGCAGCUGGCCACGGCGCAUUACCCGGAGACGCUAGACCGCAUCUUCAUUAUUGGCGCGCCAAUCUUCUUUAGCACCGUCUGGGGCUGGGUCAAGCGCUGGUUUGACCCCAUCACCGUGUCCAAGAUCUUUGUGCUGGCGCCUCACGAAGUCAAGCCUACCCUCGAGGCCUUUAUCGAUCCUAAGAACAUUCCCAAGAAGUAUGGUGGCGAGCUCGACUACUCGUUUGGCCAGCUAGGAAUCCCUGAUCCUGCAUGGGAGGGCGUUAUCCGGUGGGAGAAGGGACACAACUCGUUCCCCAGCGGACCUCUGCUUUGGGAGGACGUUCCGGGCGAAGAGAGACUGGCGUGUGUCCGUCUGGGUGCGGAGAACGGCAAGACGCAGCGGGAAGUCAUCUGCACGCUGCCCAAGACAUGGGGUCUGACCGAGAAGUCUUCGGAUGAGUCAACUGCCACGGAGAGCUCAGCAACCACCUCUACAAACACGGCCGCCACGACGAUCAACGACGUUUCUGAAGGUACUCAGACCUCAGAAGAUACCCUUGACGACUCUACCCAGACCGACGGAGCCGCCGAAGCCAUCGAGAAGCUGAAGAUUGACGAAAAGGCUGAGACCAAGACGACCGAAGUGACCCCUAUGACUGCUGCAACCGCCGCUGCAUAAACGAACACAUAAUAUACAACAACAAAGGCAAAUGCAUACCAUACCAUACCCUGUUUCAUUUCAUCAUCUUUUUUUUAAUACUAUGGUUAGAGCCAUUGGAUUUUUGCAUAUACAGAAUGCCUCUUUCUCAAGCUCUUGCGUCAUUGUCGAUUUGUAUAUCGCGGAAAGUUGGACAGGACACGUGCUAUUCGUUUACAUGGUGAAUCUGUUGAGUUUUCUCAACUGAAAGAGAAGGAGAAAUUGGACGAGACGAGACGAGACGAGACGAGAGAUGCGAAUCGGAAAUUGGGAGUAUCGUCCGGGUUGGGAAUAUAAUCGGACUUGGAAUAUACCAAAUAUCUACGGAGAAUAGUUGUUUAUAUUUUGCUUUAUAUACAGGCAUGAAUAAUGCCCAUGGGGUCUGCUUUAUGGAUAUCAUUACUUUUUG
Trichoderma virens Gv29-8 is the source of this 1962-nucleotide messenger RNA. RefSeq lists its product as uncharacterized. The transcript has 2 exons. Bases 186 to 1535 code for a protein of 449 amino acids. The record is from RefSeq and is a predicted model, not a curated record. NCBI's taxonomy places the organism in Eukaryota, Fungi, Ascomycota, Sordariomycetes, Hypocreales, Hypocreaceae.